Dimorphilus gyrociliatus is the source of this 1200-nucleotide messenger RNA. The record is from the annotation of a GenBank genome assembly. Lineage: Eukaryota; Metazoa; Annelida; Polychaeta; Dinophilidae.
AGUUGAGAGACAGCAAGCGAAUUGAUCGGAUAUUGAACGUAAAAAGAGACGAAUACUUAAACAUAUAUGUAUAUAUAUUUAUUUAUUUAUUAUAUAAAUUCAUGGGUCUAAAAGAACUUUAAUAGUUUAUCACAAGAAAAGAUUUAAAGAGUGAGAGACAUAAUUGUGACAGAAAAAAGAAAGAGAGUGAAAGAAUUAGGGAAUACUACCAGUGCACAGUUCAAUAGGAAAAUUAUGACGAGUGGAACUUUAAUGUUGGAUGCUGUGAAAUCUUGUCGAUUUAAGCAGGUAAAAUUCCUUGCUAGGAAUGGAUUAGCACCGACAAGAGACUCUUUAAUUGCCGCCCUCAGAAUUGAAGAUGGUCAGAGACGUUUAAAGAUGUUUCGUAUACUUUUACCAAAAUUUAGGAAUUAUAACGAUAUUGAGGAAGAAAGCGGAAGAGAUGUUAUGACGUGGGCUUGUGCGCUUGGACGCAGAACUGAAGCUCUCCUCCUGCUUAAAGAAAUUGGUGCUGAUACUAAACUAACUUUAAGGGACCAGAAUGGUAGAAGCCCUCUUCAUUACGCAUGCGAAAGGGGAGACGUCGAGUUAACUGAGGCUGUUGCCUGUGCCCUCCAAAAGUAUGGAUUGAAUGCGGAUUUUGAAGAUUCCAAUGGUUAUACACCGUAUACUUUGGCCAGUAGAGCUGGACACAAUAAAUGCACAGAUAUUCUCAUAGAAAAAGACCAAAUUACAAGGCAAAAUGCAGACGAGAGUAUAACAACUAAAAGAAUUCAAAUAGAAAAGAUGAACAAGGAGAGGAAACAAAAGAUUAUCGAGCUGAAAACAUUCGGUCGUCUGCCAGCACUCGUUAAAGCUGAAUUCAAUAUAAAUAAUGUACGAAUAGUACCGUCUAAAAGGGAGAGAAAAACACUGGAAGGCUUCCUUAUCGAACGACCGAAAUCGACGAGCAGGGAACUUGAGGCACCGAAGCGUAAAAAAGCCAAUAUCACCUUGCCUUCGAUAAGAAAAAACGACAGAGUAAUAUUUGAUAUGAUGAACUUAUUGACUGAACAAUCUUACAACACUUUUAGACCUCCAGCAAAGAAUGUACCGGAUGUUAACGAAGUAGAUGAGACUAAAGAAAAAGACACUCCCGCCUAUCAUAGAAGGAGUAAGGUUAAAAAUCGAAGGGAUAGAAGAAGCAGGGAAGAAAAGUGA